CAAAAUUUCCUGUUAAAAUAAUUGGCGCCCGGCUCUUGUAUAGUAAGUCAAGCUGAUCUGAGGGAUUCCGAGCUUGAUAGUAGGCUAUAUAGAUUGUUCAUGGUGGUACAAUAACGUGGAGAAUUUUUGGUGUUUAUUCUUUAUUUGAAAAAUUAAACCAAGUCAACACUAGUUUUGAAACCCGUUACCAGUCAUCCCAUAUUACUUUAGAAAAUCGUGCCUUUAGAAGCGCGAUUGGUUGGUGAAAAGGAAUUUUGUUAAAAGAGUUAAUUUAAUUGAAUAGAGCAAUCUAAAAUGGCUGAUCAACUUACAGAAGAACAGAUCGCAGAAUUUAAAGAGGCUUUCAGUCUUUUUGAUAAAGAUGGUGAUGGAACUAUUACAACUAAAGAAUUAGGUACAGUCAUGAGAUCUUUAGGGCAAAAUCCAACUGAAGCAGAAUUACAAGAUAUGAUUAAUGAAGUUGAUGCUGAUGGAAAUGGUACCAUUGAUUUUCCUGAAUUUUUAACAAUGAUGGCUAGAAAAAUGAAAGAUACAGACAGUGAGGAGGAAAUUCGAGAAGCAUUCAGGGUUUUUGAUAAAGAUGGUAAUGGUUUUAUCAGUGCAGCUGAAUUAAGGCAUGUGAUGACAAAUUUAGGUGAAAAAUUGACUGAUGAAGAAGUUGAUGAAAUGAUCCGAGAGGCUGAUAUAGAUGGUGAUGGACAAGUUAAUUAUGAAGAAUUCGUGACAAUGAUGACCUCAAAGUAGCUGUCUUAUGUUAACAUCUGUCGUACAGUAUGUUUUUUCAUCCUUUGUAAAUUAACUUUGCCAAUGAAGUUGUAUGUCUGUCUAUGUACAUAAUUCUUGUUAUUUUAACAUUGUCUUUUCAACUUGGCAUUCUAAAAAGACUGUCAUGAUUUGUUUAUGAAACAUCUUAUACCCAUCAUUUAUCUUGAAUGUUUCUAACUAAAUGAAAAUCACUUUUUCCCCCCUCCACUCCUCUUGAUACUUUCUUACUUCACUAUUCCUAUCGUGAUGUUUCUAAAUUCUGUUGUUCAUGUAUCUGUGGUCAGAUUCGAUAAAAUUAGUUUUAUCUAUCUUAGUAGAUUCUAAAUAUGAAGUCAAAAAUAAAUUUAAACAUCCAUUGUUGACACAUAUCAGAUACUCGCAACAAGGAUGUCUUUCAAAGGUAUAAUGAUAAUGUGUUUAUUUUUUUUCAUUUGUAAUGUUUUGUUAAAACUUCUACCAGAAAAUCCAUUUUAAACAAUUUUAUAUGUUUGUCCAUCUAAAUAUGUCUUUAUCAAGUGUAUAUAAAUACCAUGGCAUAUGCAUUAAAUGAAGUUCUACAUUUCUUAAAUCAUUUAUUAUUUAAUCAACAUUAACUUCCCAAUGUGGAUAUAUCUAUGCUUAGUAUGCAAAUUUGUGGAGAAUAAUACAGAUUUUAUUCUAUUUUCAUCACAAUCUAUUUGGUAUUGUUCAAGUCAAAGAAAAUUUUUAGACACAUCUUGUUUCAUUAAAGGAUAUAGAAUCCAGCAGUUUAGAUAAUUAUGUUACGCUACUUAAAUAAAUCUACGCAGUUUCAUUAUUCUUGUCAAUCUAACAUAAUUGAAUGAGGAGCCCUUUGCAUAAUGUGUUAUACAAGGCAUUUUUGAAGCAUAAUAACUUGAAUCAACUGAAGAAAAUUACAUUGUAUUAUUUAACUGAAGAAAAUAACAUGGAAUUACAUUUCUAUGGGCAAAAACACAAACUUACUACUUAAAAACCAAAUAUCGUCUUUUUUUUCUAAAUUGAUAAUGGGGUUAUAAGAUUAUGUUUACCGAUUCCAAAGUGUAGAUUUUCCAAAGAUGAACAAUUGUAUGAAAAGUGGUAAUGUUACUGUGGGAUACGGUGAUAUUGUGUGGCAAGCCAUGAGAGAAACUUGUAUUGAUGUUGAGAAGAGUUGAUGUGGGUUUCUAUAUCUUAUUGAUGUAAUAUUCUAUAUUAUUCUACAUGUAUACUUGCUUACAUCCAUAAUCACUUCUCUUCAGAUGAAAUAAAAUCUUAAUGUGAUAUCUCGAA
This is a messenger RNA of Patella vulgata (common limpet), 2034 nucleotides long. Its product is annotated as calmodulin. The record is from RefSeq and is a predicted model, not a curated record. NCBI's taxonomy places the organism in Eukaryota, Metazoa, Mollusca, Gastropoda, Patellidae. The transcript is spliced from 5 exons. Gene Ontology annotation, molecular function: calcium ion binding; enzyme regulator activity. Bases 295 to 744 code for a protein of 149 amino acids.